AUGGAGUUGAUUUGUUUCAUGGUUAAUGUCAUCGGGACUCUGUUGUACAUGGGCUGCAUAUCAUUUUCUUCUUCGUCUUCUGCAACUGAUUCUGCUGUAGUUGAUUCUGCUGCUGUUGUUGAUGAUGACGAUGCUAAUGUUCCCUCAUGUCAAGAAAACUGGAGAAAACAAACAAGCCCUUGUCAAAUUGGUAACUUGUCAGAGUUUCGAUUAAACGGCUCUCUUAACAGAUUUUCCGAAAAGCUUCAACACAAAAGAUUGAAAGAGAGAGAGAGAGAGGGCAAAUGGAAAAAGAACAGAAGAAAGAGGAAUCGAUCAGGUGACCAAGAUGAUACUGAUUGUGAGGGGAGCAAAGCAAGGAGAAAAACUGGUUCUACUACUGUUGUUGAUGAGGAUGCUGAUAUCCCCCCACGACUAGAAAAGUAUGAUGUGUUUAUCAGCUUCAGAGGUGAGGACACCCGCCUUGGUAUUACCAGCCAUCUUCAUGCUGCCUUACUUCAGAAGAAAAUUGAAACCUACAUCGAUAAUAGACUUCAGAGAGGCGAAGAAAUCGGACCUGCCCUUCUAGAAGCAAUCGAGAAAUCCACGAUUUCGGUGAUCAUUUUCUCACAAAACUAUGCUUCAUCCACAUGGUGUUUGGAUGAGCUUGUGCAUAUACUCAAAUGCAAGGAAAUAUAUGGCCACAUGGUCGUACCGGUAUUAUACGACGUCAAUCCAUCUGAUGUACGGAAUCAAUACGAGAGUUAUGCGGAUGCAUUUGGACAACUUGAAAAACGUUUCGAUAACAGUAUUGACAAGGUGCACAAGUGGAGGGGUGCUUUGAAGACUGCAGCCAAUCUAUCUGGGUUUGAUUAUUCAAACAAAUUCGGAUAUGCCAGGACGGAGGCAGAUCUAAUUAGGAAUGUUGUAGAUCAUAUUUGGACCAAAUUGAUUUGUGAAUCAUCAUGUGUUUUAGAGGGCCUGGUUGGAAUUGAAAGUCACAUCGAGCAAAUUGAAUCGCUAUUAGGCAUUCAUUCACAGGAUGCUUGCAUCAGUGUUGGUAUUUGGGGAAUGGGUGGUAUUGGCAAGACCACCCUUGCUGAAGCCGUAUUUAACAAACUCUCUUCUAAAUUCGAAGCUUGUUGUUUUCUAAGAAAUGUUAGGGAGAAAGAACAAAAAGAUGGGCUAGAACACUUACAAAAUACACUUCUCAGUCAGAUAUCAAAGGAAGAAGAUCUAUCCAUAGGAUCAAUUUUUGUUCGAGAUAGGCUUAGCCGUACAAAGGUCCUCAUUGUUCUUGAUGAUGUCAGUGAUUCAAUGCAAAUUGAAGGUUUAUCUGGCAAUCGUCUUCCGUUUGGCAAUGGAAGUAGAAUCAUCAUCACAAGUAGAAAUAGGGGCACACUUAGGCAAACUGUUGAAGAGGAUAAAAUCUAUGAGGUUGGGAGAUUAAAACCGGAUGACGCUCUUCAGCUCUUUUGUUCGCGUGCUUUCAAGAAUACUCAUAUAACAGAUUAUAAGGGGUUGGCAGAAAAGGCGAUGCAUUAUGCCGGAGGCAUUCCUUUAGCUCUUAUACUUCUGGGGUCCUCAUUCCUAAAUUGCAAGAGCAAAGAAGACUUGGAAGAUGAAUUGGACAAAUUGAAACAAUUUCCCAAUGAAAAUAUCCAGAGAGUGUUGAGACUAAGUUAUGAUGGAUUGGGAAGAAAUGAGAAGGAGAUAUUUUUGGAUAUAGCAUGUUUUCAUGAAGGGUAUGAUGUGGAGGAGGUAAAGCAAUUGUUAGAUGUUCGUGGAUUCUUUGUGACGGUUGGAAUUAGAAUUCUCAUUGACAUGUCUCUCAUAUCAAUUGAUUCAAGAUGGGGACGGGAAACCAUCGAGAUGCAUGAUCUACUUGAAGAAAUGGGAAGGACAAUUGUUCAGGAACAAUGUAUUGAAGAUCCCAGAAAUAUUGAAGCCAUAUUCCUUAAUUGGCAUAACAUUGUAGAGCGACCAUUGAAACGUGUAGACUUCAAGGUGAUGUCUAACCUAAGAUUGCUAAUUGUGAAUGGUGGCUCCAAAUUCCACGCUUCUCUAGACCUUCCCGAUGCUCUUCGUUAUCUUUACUGGGAUGAAUAUCCACUGGAAUCUUUACCGUCAAAAUUUUCUCCGAAAAAUCUAGUUGAGCUUCAUAUGCCAUUUAGCCUAGUUCAGAAGCUUUGGAAAAAAGACAAGGUAUAUUAUAUUAUAUGCCUAUUUUAAUUCUUGUAUAAAAUCAAGUGUAGAAGUUAUAUUAACUCCUAUUUACUCUUGAUACAAAGACUUGUGAACUUACAAGUGAUCGAUCUGCAUUACUCCAGAUAUCUAACUGAAGUUCCAAAUCUCUCUCGAAGUCUAAAAAUUGUGAAAAUAAAUCUCUGUGGCUGUGAAAUUUUGGUUGAAAUUCCUGAGUGUUUUCAACAUCUUGACAAGCUUACUCAUCUUGAUCUUAAAGGCUGCACCAACCUCAAGUAUCUUCCAGAGAUGCUAGGAAAUAUUAAAUACUUGGAUUUACAUUACGCUGGUAUAAAAGAAUUGCCUGAAUCAGUGUGGUCUAACAAAAACAUUUCUUACUUGAAUAUACGUUUUUGCUCUUUACCUUGAGAAACUUCCAAGCAACAGUUGUAAGUUGAAAGUCUCUGGUUGUUUUGAUCGAUAUGGUUGCAUAUCUCUUUGCGAGUUUUCUGAGCUUCCGAGGGAUACAACUAAAUUAUCAUUGGUUCGUUGCAGCAGUCUUGUGAGUCUACCAAUCUACAUUUGGAAGUUGAAAUAUCUCAAGGAACUCAAUCUCUUUGGGUGCUCUGAACUUGAACAUUUCCCAGAGAUCUUGGAGCCAAUAGAACAUUUGGUGUCUCUUAAUUUGCAAAGGACAGCUGUACAAAAGCUUCCUUCGUCAUUUGGAAAUCUAAUUGGGCUUCAAACUUUAGACCUUAGUGACUGCAAGCACCUUAAGGUAGUCCCAACAAGUAUCUACCGUUUAACCAAUCUUAAACGUCUCGACUUGUAUGGAUGUCGGGAACUUGAAAAUUUGCCUUUCACCUAUGCCGGUUUUCUCUCUUUAGAAGAACUAGAUCUCAGCAGCAGCGGUAUGUUGGAAAUCCCUGAUGGUCUCGUUUGCUCAACCUCAUUGACAAGCAUACAUCUGUCUGGAACCAAGAUCAGGAGCAUACCUGCAAGCAUCAAAUGAGCUUCUCGGUUGUCUGAACUCAACUUAGUCGGCUGCAAGCAACUUCAAUCUUUGCCAGAGCUCCCAGUGCUAUGUCAUGUUUGAGCUCAAGGCUGCACAGCGCUGAAGACACAGGCAAGUUCAAGGACAGCACUCACUUGUCCGUCCAAGAAAUAAGACUGACAAACAGGCAAGGCUCUUAUAUAGACAAGUGUGUAAUAUUAUGUUUGUUAUCUUUGAUCAAAUCCAGCGGCAUCAUGAAUGGCCCAAUUGGACUAACACCGGCAAAACAGUGUUCUUGUUUGAACAAAAGAAAGAUCAGCAGAACAAAUUUUAUUAUGGGGGUAAAAUAUUACAGCAAAUUAAGGUCGAAAAAAGAAAGGCACAGCCCCAGUUUGAUAAUACAAUCAUCAAAUUUGUAACAGCGAUAAAACUAUAGGGGUCUUCGCUUCAAUAGGACUAGGAACAUUCCGAAAUUACGGAGAAAAAUUAUAAGCUAAAGGAAAAAAAAA
This is a messenger RNA of Malus domestica (apple), 3666 nucleotides long. The record is from RefSeq and is a predicted model, not a curated record. NCBI's taxonomy places the organism in Eukaryota, Viridiplantae, Streptophyta, Magnoliopsida, Rosales, Rosaceae.